Messenger RNA from Vicia villosa (hairy vetch), 5097 nucleotides. RefSeq lists its product as uncharacterized. The coding region runs from base 3119 to 5032 and encodes 637 amino acids. The transcript is spliced from 2 exons. The record is from RefSeq and is a predicted model, not a curated record. NCBI's taxonomy places the organism in Eukaryota, Viridiplantae, Streptophyta, Magnoliopsida, Fabales, Fabaceae. Gene Ontology annotation, molecular function: nucleic acid binding; zinc ion binding.
UCGUGGAAAUACAGAAAGGGGGGGAUAAGGAUUUGCAGCAAAGGAGGACUCGUGAAAAAUCUUCAAAAUUUCUCUAAUAAACCCCAAAUCGGUUUGGCAAUUGCAAGAAGAUUUAGGAACUUUGGAAGGAUCAAAAAACAUUCCUCAGAGGUUCAGGAAGCCAUCCCAAUCAAUUCACAGGCCUAAGGCGCUCAGAAUCACCAUCACUACCAUUCACGGUUUGCACAGAAAUUUGGAAUUCAAUCAUGCUCAUACACUUGUUAUAAAUCAUGUUUGAAUACAUAUUCUUGAUUGUGAUGAUGUUUAGAAUCUAUUUGUAUCAUUUAAUUUGUGUUUAAUCGCGAAUUAUAGAUUGUGCCAUAGUUAGGGUUACAAGUUCUGAGUUUGGGGAAACUGGAUUGUACUCGAUUUCCGACCAAAUCAAGGGUUCCAUUGCAUUCGUAAGGACGUAUAGGUUCGAUCUGGGCUUUGGUAUAGUAUUUAUUGGUUUCGAUUUGCAGGUUUUGAACAUCGUGACAUAGAGCCACGCAAAAAACCGUGGCCAUAAGUUGUGUUGCGUUUUUGCAGAAAAACAAAGGUUGAAGAAGACGGGUCCUUGGCUGGGCGCGAGUUCUUCUUGUUUCAAAUUUUAGCGUUUUAUUUUCAUAUAUAUUAUUUGUGAAGUGCAUGUUAAGCAGCGAAAGACAUAAGGCUCGAUGGUAAGUGGGAGGCGCUAGUGACACUGAGGGGAGGGGUUCGAUCCCCAGCUUCCACGCUCCCUGCUAUUAUUUUUCAUCAAAAGCAUGACUCAAAGAUCCAGCACUCCUCACCAAUCAGAGCGCGUGGUACUCCUCACGUAUCCACCAUUGGAUCAACACCAACUCCAGAUCUGACGACUAUGAAGAUGCAACACACCAUGGAUCCCCAAGGACUCCAUCACACCAGAUACAGCUGAGUCUCUCUUUUAUUUUAAUUUUUAUUUUCCUUUUUUCUUUUAUUACAUAACUUGUUUCUUUAUUAUAUCUAUGUCACUUGCUAAAAACUCUUUCAAAAGGAAAAUACAAUUCUUGAUUAAUGCUUCUCUCUUUUCUAAAAACAUUAUAAAAAUAGUUAUUAUAUUUUUUUUACUAAAUAAUUUGUUUUAAUUUGUUUCAAAGUAAGUUAUUUUAUUGGUUUAAUUAGUUAUAAUUAUUUUACCAAUGGAUUAAAAUAUACAUUAGAAUUAGGCAAUUUAACCGAAACUCGAUUUCCACCGAUUUAAUUAAUUGGGUUGAAAAUCAACAAUUAAUUUAUUUUUAUUCUAUUAAUUAUGGUUAACUUGUACCCUAAUUAAGGUUUACGAAGAUCGGGCGUACACUGAAAAACAUUUGUGUAUUUUCCUUUUCAGGGUCAUUAUCAGAUAUCUCCCGAUCAUGUGUCUUGCACUCUACGAAGCUAAGUCUUAAUUUCUUUUAUCUAAAUAUUUGUUUGCCUAAUUUUCUAUUUAAUUAGGGUUUAGUGCCUUCGUCAAUAGAAUUCCUCCUACACUUAUACUUUUGCCAAUUCUCUGAUGAUCAGGUUCAAUGCUUAAAGCUCGAGGCGAACCUUUGUCCAUCAACCUUCCAAUCGAAGCUAAGUAUUCAAUUUAAUUUUUAGGUUUAUUUUGUUUCCCUUUUAUUUUUAGGGUUUACCCUUUAAAAUCUAUCUGAACUGUGUAUACACUCAUCUAUUUUUAUCUGCCUUUGCCUUGCCUCUUUCAGGGUUAACCUUGAGGCUUCCCCCGACUAUGAACCAUAUCAGAUCAAAUCAAAAAGCUAAGUCCUUUUCAUAUUUAUCUUUUUAAUUUUCUUUUGUUUAUUUAUUUAUUAAAUUAGAGUUAACGUCAAAGAAUCGAUAUCGAUAAUGCACUCACGCCUUCCUGUUUAUUUACCUUUUCCAAUUUUUCAGGGUUUGCUAAACGCCAAAGCUUCGCAUAGUCGGAAAUAUAUAAAGAGUAUGCAUAAUUCAGUGCUCAGAAGCUUUGUCUCAAGGGUUCAGCAUGCAACAUCAGAACAUGGUCUGGCAAGACAUCAGAAGAUGGUCGAAGCAGAAUCAGAACAUGGGUCUAUGGAAGCAUCAGAAGAACAUGAGAUCAGAAGCACUGAAGUUCUGAUGGUAUCACGCACAGAAGCACUUCAAGGUCAGAAGAUCAGAAGAUGCUUUGCACCAAGCUGUUUGACUCUGAUGAUAUUCAAACGUUGUAUUCACAAACAUCAGAUCAGAAGGAAGUACAAGUGGCAAGCUACGCUGACUGACAAAAGGAACAUUAAAAGCUAUUAAAGGCAACGUCAGUAGACACAGCGUGAACAAGGCUCGAGGUAGUUGACAAAAGCGUAUAACAUUAAAUGCGAUGCUGUACGGAACACGCAAAGCAUUAAAUGCACUCAACGGUCAUUUUCUCCAACGCCUAUAAAUAUGAAGUUCUGAUGAGAAGCAAGGUUAACGAUUCUGAACAAAACAACUCAUAUUAACUUGCUGAAACUCUGUUCUAUUCAAAGCUCAGAAUCUUCAUCUUCAUCAAAGCUCACUACAUUGCUGUUGUAAUAUAUUAGUGAGAUUAAGCUUAAACGUUAAGAGAAAUAUCACAGUUUGUGAUUAUAGCUUUUAAGAAGCAAUUGUAAUACUCUUAGAAUUGAUUACAUUAAGUUGUAAGGAACUAGAGUGAUCGUGUGGAUCAGAAUACUCUAGGAAGUCUUAGAGGUUAUCUAAGUAGGUUGUAACUAGAGUGAUCGUGUGGAUCAGAAUACUCUAGAAAGUCUUAGAGGGUAUCUAAGCAGUUGUUCCUGGAGUGAUCAGUGUGUGAUCAGAAGACUCUGGAAGACUUAGUUGCUGACUAAGUGGAGAACCAUUGUAAUCCGUGCGAUUAGUGGAUUAAAUCCUCAGUUGAGGUAAAUCAUCUCUGCGGGGGUGGACUGGAGUAGUUUAGUUAACAACGAACCAGGAUAAAAAUAACUGUGCAAUUUAUUUUUAUCGGUCAAGUUUUUAAAGCUACACUUAUUCAAACCCCCCCUUUCUAAGUGUUUUUCUAUCCUUCAAUUGGCAUCAGAGCGCCGGUUCUAAGGUGCAAGCACUUAACCGUGUUUAGAAAAGAUUCAGGAAGAGAAAAACGCUUCAGUAAAAGAUGGCUGAUGAAACUGCAAAGUCUACAUCUACAUCUGGCUCUGCUGAGCAACACAACGGUAACAAUGGUUAUACUAGACCGCCGGUAUUUGAUGGUGAAAACUUUGAAUACUGGAAAGAUAAACUGGAAAGUUACUUUCUUGGUCUAGAUGGUGAUCUAUGGGAUCUUCUGAUGGAUGGUUACAAACAUCCGGUAAAUGCCAGUGGCGUAAAGCUGACAAGGCAAGAAAUGAGUGAUGAUCAGAAGAAGCUUUUCAGGAAUCAUCAUAAAUGCAGAACUGUUUUGCUGAAUGCUAUCUCUCAUGCUGAGUAUGAGAAGAUAUCUAACAGGGAAACGGCCUAUGAUAUAUAUGAGUCCUUCAAAAUGACUCAUGAAGGAAAUGCUCAAGUCAAGGAGACUAAAGCUCUCGCUUUAAUCCAGAAGUAUGAAGCCUUCAAGAUGGAGGAUGAUGAAGACAUUGAAAAGAUGUUUUCAAGAUUUCAAACUCUUACUGCUGGAUUGAGAGUUCUUGACAAGGGAUACACCAAGGCUGAUCACGUAAAGAAGAUCAUCAGAAGCUUACCCAGAAGAUGGGGUCCUAUGGUGACCGCAUUUAAGAUUGCGAAGAAUCUAAAUGAAGUCUCUUUGGAAGAGCUGAUCAGUGCCCUGAGGAGUCAUGAAAUUGAACUGGAUGCAAACGAGCCUCAAAAGAAAGGUAAGUCUAUUGCAUUAAAAUCCAAUAUCAAGAAAUGCACUAACGCUUUUCAGGCUAGAGAAGAAGAUCCUGAAGAAUCAGAAUCUGAAGAAGAAGAUGAACUGUCCUUGAUCUCCAGAAGGCUAAAUCAACUCUGGAAGAACAAGCAAAGGAAGUUCAGAGGCGUCAGAAGUUCAAAGAAAUUUGAACGUGGAGAAUCUUCUGAUGACAGAAGAUUUGACAAGAAGAAGGUCAUGUGCUAUGAAUUCAAUGAGCCUGGACACUUCAAGAAUGAAUGUCCAAAACUUCAGAAGGAAAAUCCCAAGAAGAAGUUUCAUAAGAAGAAAGGUCUUAUGGCAACCUGGGAUGAGUCAGAAGAUGAUUCAGACUCUGAAGAUGAGCAGGCUAACUGUGCGCUGAUGGCGACAGAAGAUGACGGAUCAGAAUCUACAUCAGAAUCAGAUUCUGAAGAGGUAUUUUCUGAACUUACUAGAGAUGAGUUAGUUUCCGGUCUAACAGAACUUCUGGAAUUCAAGUCUCAGAUUAGUCUCAAAUACAAAAAGCUGAAAAAGCUAUUUGAAUUUGAAACAAAGAAGCUUGAGUUAGAGAAUUCUGAAUUAAAAGAAAAACUUUUAAAAUUAUCCAAUAAUGUUGGAUCUCCUUCUGAUUCAGAAAAAUCCACUCCUAGUCUAAACCAUAUUCUGAAAGAAUAUGAUUUAAGUUUCAGGAAGUUCUUAUCUAGAAGUAUUGGCAGAAGUCAGCUAGCUUCUAUGAUAUAUGCUGUGUCUGGAAACAAAAGAGUCGGCAUUGGUUUUGAGGGUGAAACCCCAUACAAACUUGAACCUGUUGAUGAAAUGAAAUUCACAUACAAGCCAUUGUAUGAUCAGUUCAAGUAUGGCCACUCCCAUGAUAUUAGGCACACUUCACAUGCUCAAAGUUUUCACAUUACACACACUAAGAAGCAUGUGACACAACCUAGGAAAUAUCAUGAAACUCACAUUAAGAAUUAUCAUGUUGUUCCUCCUAUUGCUUACAAUGUUAAACCCAAGUUCAAUCAGAACUUGAGAAAAUCUAACAAGAAAGGACCCAAGAAAAUGUGGGUACCUAAGGAUAAGAUUAUUCCUAUUGCAGAUAUCCUUGGCUGCAAAAAGGACAAAGCACAACAUGUCGUGGUACCUGGACUCUGGAUGCUCACGACACAUGACAGGAAGAAGGUCUAUGUUCCAAGACCUGGUGCUUAAGUCUGGAGGAGAAGUCAAGUUUGGAGGAGAUCAGAAGGGCAAGAUAAUUGGCUCUGGAACUAUAA